This is a messenger RNA of Halteromyces radiatus, 1722 nucleotides long. RefSeq names its product camp-dependent protein kinase 3. The record is from RefSeq and is a predicted model, not a curated record. Gene Ontology annotation, biological process: peptidyl-serine phosphorylation. Gene Ontology annotation, molecular function: ATP binding; cAMP-dependent protein kinase activity. Bases 84 to 1718 code for a protein of 544 amino acids. The transcript is spliced from 4 exons. Gene Ontology annotation, cellular component: nucleus; cAMP-dependent protein kinase complex. NCBI's taxonomy places the organism in Eukaryota, Fungi, Mucoromycota, Mucoromycetes, Mucorales, Cunninghamellaceae.
UUUUUUUUUCUUCUUUUUAUCUUUCUUUAUCUUUGUAUCCUUUUUAAAUAUAAUAGAUUGAACUUUAUAUUUUAUAUACCACUAUGGAUUCUCCAAUACAGACAUUCUCUCAACAACCUGAAUCGACUCUAGAUCAUACAUCACUUACUCCCGAGCAUUCUCCUACUCAUUCCUUUCAAGAUAAUAGAGAACAAGACAUGGUUGAUAACAAACCCAAUGAUCAAAUAAUACUAGAUUCCAGUGCUAAUACUAUCACUCGGAUCAGUUCACCAUCUUUAUCAGUCUCCAGCAGUACCAAGAAAAGUGGGUUACCAGCCAAUUUUUUCACACAAUCAUCGCCACCGUUACCUAUCAGUCCAUUAUCAUCCUUCUCAUCACAAGCUACAAACUCAAGUAUCGCUACUUAUUCUUCUCCAACUUCAGCACCAUCCACAUUAGAACAUAUUUCUCCACCAAGAUCGUCAUCACCACCUUCAUCACCGCAACCAUCAUCCAGCAGUCCACGACGCCAAAGACGUUCUAUCUCUGUUGAUCGGGAUAUUCGUAAAAAGCUUCAACAUAUGAAAAUGACAUCGACUUUAUGUACCCAUGAUGAUGAUGAUGAUGAUGAUGAUGAUUCGAUAGGACGUCGUCGAGGUCAAUCUCGUCGAUCUAAUUCAAUGAACAAACCUUUGGGACGUCAUAAACUUACAUUGAAUGAUUUUAGUCUUGAGAAGACGGUAGGAACUGGCUCAUUUGGUAGAGUACAUUUGGCUCAAGGUCGAAAAACUGGUCGAUUUUAUGCAAUCAAGGCUUUACGUAAACAAGAAUUGGUGGAUAAACGACAAGUACAGCAUGCCAAUAAUGAACGUGUUAUUCUUCGAUCGGUGGAUCAUGUGUUUGUGGUUAAACUUUGGGAUACAUUUCAAGAUGAUAAUUAUGUAUUUUUUGUGAUGGAUUAUUUACCUGGUGGAGAAUUAUUUAGACUUUUAAGAAGAAACAAGAAAUUUUCUGCAUCUGCAGCAAGAUUUUAUGCCACUGAAGUAUUAUUAGCCAUUGAUUAUUUACAUAGUUUAGAUAUUGCUUAUCGUGAUAUUAAACCGGAAAAUAUCUUAUUGGAUGCUCGAGGACAUGUCAAAUUGGCUGAUUUUGGAUUUAGUAAAAAAGUGACGGAUUUGACUUGGACAGUGUGUGGUACUCCUGAUUAUUUGGCACCAGAAAUCAUUCGAUCUCAAGGUUAUACCAAGGCAGUUGAUUGGUGGUCAUUUGGAGUACUGAUAUAUGAGAUGGUGAUAGGGGAAGCACCUUUUCAAGCUGUGAAUCCGGUGGACAAGUAUCAAAUGAUUUUGGAUGGCAACGUCACCUAUGCACGCGAUAAAAUGGGGAAUGAUCUCAUUGAUUUAUUGGAACAUUUAUUGGUGGUCAAACCCACAGAACGAUAUGGGAAUCUUAAGAAUGGUGCCGAUGAUAUCAAACAACAUCCAUGGUUCAAACAUAUCAACUUUGAUCGUGUUUUACAAUGUCAAGUCAAACCUCCUUAUAUUCCUAAUGUCAAACAUGCUGGUGAUACAUCUUGUUUCCAAACAUAUAGUGAACCAACCACACCUUAUGGAUCAAUUGUUGCCGAUUAUACCGAUGAUGAUGAUGCCGACAAUGACAAUGACAAUUAUGAUACCACCAAUCUACCUACUUUGGAAAAUCAACGUACCUCGGUUGGGGACCCAUUUGCUGAAUUCUAAAAAA